CGUCGUUCUCCUCGUCGGCGGCGAAACAAUGGAGCCGGACGUCAGCAUCGAAACCAGUUCCAUGAUCCGGAUAGCUGUCAUACCAAUCGGAACUAUCCAGUCACACCAAUUCCGAGACUACGUUGCAAUGCUCGGUCGCCACCACAAUAUCGAACUCUCAGCGAUCAGUUCCUUCUACACCGUACACGAAAAAUCACCCUUCUCGCAACAGCCCUGGUAUUCCGGCAACCUCCGCUUCAAAUACGUCAUCGGUGGAUCUCCGCCGAGUCCGUGGGAGGAUUUCCAACCCUAUCGGAAAAUUCAUGGUGUUAUUGGAAUCUGUCAUUGUCCCUCUUCUCCUGAUCUGGGCAGUGUACUCGCGCAAUUCCUUGCGGCGUGUAAAGGAUACUCCUCUUCUCUUAUUCAACGCUGUUUCGCUUUUUCUCCCUGUGAUUCUCAGUUAGAGGAUGAAAGUAAGAAAAGCAAUAAGCUGGUGUUAUUUCCUCCUGCUGAUCAACGAACACAGGAAUUUCAUCUGCAAACAAUGAUGCAAGACAUGGCUGCUUCACUUCUGAUGGAAUUUGAGAAGUGGGUGGUUGCAGCAAAAUCGAGCGGGACCCUUCUCAAGACUCCUUUAGAUUCUCAAGCCAGUCUCAGCGCAGAGGAGCAAUUUUUUCAGGCGAUGAAAGCCAGAAAAAGGAGAGAUGCCCGAGCCCAUAAAACCAUAGGGGAUUACUGUCUACUAGCUGGAUCACCUGUUGAUGCCAAUGCCCAUUAUUCUGAUGCUCUAGAACUUGCAAGAACAAUCGGAGAUUAUUUUUGGUAUGCUGGGGCAUUGGAAGGUGGUGUUUGUGCCUUUCUGAUGAGUAAAACAGGGGAGAAGGAUGCAGCUUUAGUGGAAGAGGUCAAGUUUCGCUACAAUGGUGUCAUCACUCAUUAUCGCAAGUCAUUUAUAUCAGAAAAUGCUCAAAGAGUUUCUCCUCUGAGCUUUGAACUUGAAGCUACUUUGAAACUGGCAAGAUAUCUCUGUAGACCAGAGCUAGUGAAGGAGGUGGUGGAGCUGUUGACUACUGCAACAGAUGGAGCCAAAUCAUUGAUUGAUACAAGUGAUAGACUGAUUUUAUACAUCGAAAUAGCUCGUUUAUUUGGAACUCUUGGGUACCAUAGAAAAGCUGCCUUUUUCUCCAGACAAGUGGCUCAAUUAUACAUGCAACAAGAAAGCAAUUUAGCUGCUUCAAGUGCUUUACAAGUAUUGGCACUCACCACAAAAGCUUAUCGUGUUCAAAGUAGAGCUUCCAUUUCCAAUGAAACCGGUCAAUAUCUUGUUGAUGGUGGAAAGAUGAAUCAUCAUUUGGUGGUAUCUUUAUUCGAGUCUCAAUGGAGCACAUUGCAGAUGGUUGUACUAAAGGAGAUACUUUUAUCCGCCGUUCGCGCCGGCGAUCCUCUUGCUGCAUGGAGUGCCGCCGCCCGUUUAAUACGAUCUUACUACCCUUUAAUCACGCCGCCCGGCCAAAACCGCCUCGCAAACGCCCUAAUCAAUUCCGCCGACCGCCUUCCUUCCGGCACUCAUUGCUCCGAUCCCGCUUUGCCCUUCAUAAGGUUGCAUUCGUUUCCACUCCAUUUCUCACAGAUGGACAUAAUAAAACGGAAUCCAAAACGAGAAGAUUGGUGGGCGGGGUCAGCUCCUUCGGGACCUUUUAUCUACACACCGUUUAGCAAACGUGAUGCAGUUUCGAACAGUAAACAUGACCUAAUUUGGGUAAUCGGGGAACCAGUUCAGGUGUUGGUGGAAUUAGCAAACCCUUGCGGGUUUGAUUUGAUAGUGAAUAGCAUCUAUCUCUCAGUUCACUCUGCAAAUUUCGAUGCGUUUCCUGUGAGUGUAACCCUACCUUCAAGUUCUUCCAAAGUUCUUAGUUUAUCAGGAGUCCCAACUAAAGAAGGGAUAGUGAGUAUCCCCGGAUGCAUCGUCCAUUGUUUUGGUGUUCUUACAGAACAUUUCUUCAAAGAUGUAGACAAUUUACUCCUCGGAGCAUCUCAAGGCCUCGUUUUUUCCGACCCUUUUCGUUGCUGUGGGUCUGCAAAGCAGAGGAAUAUAACUGUUCCCAACAUUACAGUAGUUCCCAGACUUCCAUUGUUAGUUUCACACAUGGUUGGUGGUGAUAGCGCCAUGAUUUUAUACGAAGGUGAAAUUCGUGAGCUCUGGAUGAGUUUAGCUAAUGCUGGAACAGUUCCAGUUGUGCAAGCGAACAUCUCAUUAUCAGGGAAAAAUCAAGAUUCUGUUGUGUCAAUCGGAUAUGAAAUUCUGAAAUCUGCAUUACCAUUAAAACCUGGAGCUGAAGUGAUUAUACCAGUCACAUUAAAAGCAUGGCAACUAGGGUUAGACCCUGAUACAGCUAAUAAGAGACAGGUGGAUGGAAGCAGCCCGGUUUUGUUGAUUCAUUACGUGGGACCCACCGGAGACCCCAUGCCACCUGGACGCCGCCUUGUUGCCCCGCUAAAUAUCUGUGUUUUGCAAGGGCUUUCCUUCAUGAAAGCUCGGUUGUUGUCAAUGGAGAUUCCCGCUCAUGUUGGUGGCGUUUCUGAAAAUAUCUGUUCUACUGAUUCGCUUGUGAAGAUUGAUCCUUUUAGAGGAAGUUGGGGUUUGAGGUUUCUUGAAUUUGAGCUGUAUAAUCCAACUGAUGUUGUGUUUGAAGUUAUUGUCUCUGUGGUGGAUGGAAUAAAUACCAAUAAUACUAAUAAUAAUAAUAACAACAGCAAUAAUAACGAUAAAGAUAAUAAUAAUGAAUUUAGUUAUCCGAAAACGAGAAUAGAUAGGGAUUACACUUCUCGGGUGCUUAUUCCAUUAGAGCAUUUUAAGCUACCUGUUCUUGAUGGAUCUGUUUUGAUUAACAAUGGGGGUGGGGGAGUGAAGACGAAAGCUGAAUUGAAUGCUUCGAUAAAGGAUUUGAUUUCGAAGAUUAAGGUGAGGUGGCAAUCGGGGAGGAAUAGUGCGGGGGAGUUGCAUAUUAAGGAUGCUACACAAGCGGCUCUUCAGACAUCGGUUAUGGAUGUUUUGUUACCGGAUCCUUUGACUUUUGGUUUUAGGGUUGAUGAAAGGAAGGAGAAACAAGAUUGUGUUGUGGCAAAUGAGAUGAGUCGGAUGGCAGUUAUUGUUAGGAAUAACACAAAAGAUUGUAUAAAGAUGAGUCUUAGUAUUACGUGUCGAGAUGUUGCAGGUGAGAAUUGUAUUGAAGGCUAUAAUAAUCCUACCGUACUAUGGGCAGGUACUUUGAUUGGUGUGAAGGUGGAGAUUCCUCCGUUGAAAGAAAUUAAACAUACAUUUUCUCUUUAUUUUAUGGUACCUGGUGAAUACACGUUGUUAGCUGCUGCAGUAAUAGAUGAACCUAAUGAGAUAUUGAGGGCACGUGCACGUUCUACUUCGUUUGAUGAACCAAUCGUUUGUCGGGGCCCACCUUAUCAUGUUCGAGUGCAUGGGAUUGUUUGAUGUCUUUUCUCUUUUUAUAACUACGGUCUACAUGCAUCAUUCUUGACCCAAAAUUUUGUAUUUUUUUCACUGUUUAUGCUUCAUUAUUAUUUUUUACUUUAGCCAAUUUUGGGCAUUAUAGCUAUUGUUUUUAAGUCCAAAAAUUGUAAUGCAAAUAAACAUGUUCUUACUGCUAUAUAUAGGAUAGACUUGUUAUUGAAGUUCUAAGAGGAAAAGAUCGUAUAUUGCUUGUCA
Molecule: messenger RNA, 3697 nt
Organism: Lactuca saligna
Lineage: Eukaryota; Viridiplantae; Streptophyta; Magnoliopsida; Asterales; Asteraceae
Source: the annotation of a GenBank genome assembly